Molecule: messenger RNA, 723 nt
Organism: Octopus sinensis (East Asian common octopus)
Lineage: Eukaryota; Metazoa; Mollusca; Cephalopoda; Octopoda; Octopodidae
Product: 3-oxoacyl-[acyl-carrier-protein] synthase, mitochondrial-like
Exons: 1
Coding region: 1-723 (240 amino acids)
Biological process (GO): fatty acid biosynthetic process
Molecular function (GO): 3-oxoacyl-[acyl-carrier-protein] synthase activity
Source: RefSeq, a predicted model, not a curated record
AUGGCUCGUGUCAUGGUUUGUGGCGCCACUGAAUCUCCUAUCGAUCCGAUUACAAUUGCCGGUUUCGGAAGAGCUAAAGCAUUGGCCAUGAGAUAUAAUGACAGUCCUCAAAAGGCUUCUCGUCCUUUUGACAAGGCCAGAGCUGGAUUUGUAAUGUCAGAAGGAGCAGGAAUUGUGGUUCUUGAAGAUUAUGAGCAUGCGAUUUCUAGAAGAGCUCCAAUUUAUGCAGAAAUAUUAGGCUAUGGUCUUUCCGCCGAUGCCUAUCAUGUUACAUCUCCUAAUCCUGACUCUUCUGGUGGUUUAAAGUGCAUGAAAUCGGCACUAGCAGAGGGGCAAAUCCAUCCAAGCCAAAUUGGAUAUGUGAAUUGUCAUGCUACCUCGACCCCCGCAGGAGAUCAAAUAGAGAAUGGAGCUGUCAAAAAAAUGUUUGAAUCUCAUUCUAAAAAUCUGCAAAUUUCUUCUUUUAAAGGAUCGAUUGGCCAUAUGCUUGGAGCUGCCGGGAGUGCGGAAUUUGCAUUGUCUAUGGUCUCAUGCAAACGAGGAAUAAUUCCGCCUUCCAUUAAUAUUGACAAUCUUGAUGACGAUUUUGAUCUAAAUUAUGUACCAAAUGAAAGUCAAGUUUGGAAAUGGAGUCACAAUGAACGUAGAUAUGGAAUUAAAAACUCAUUUGGUUUUGGUGGAACUAAUUCCUCCAUAUGUUUUGCUAGUAUUGAUCAACUCUAA